Messenger RNA from Parnassius apollo (apollo), 1314 nucleotides. The record is from the annotation of a GenBank genome assembly. Lineage: Eukaryota; Metazoa; Arthropoda; Insecta; Lepidoptera; Papilionidae.
AUGGAUAAUGCGAGCAAUUUGUUACAUUGCUCCAAUUUUAAAAGCCCUUGUCGAAUAUGCCUGAAAACCAAAUCGCGUACAAUAGACUUAUUUUCUAAACAAGAACAGUCAAAAAAUGUGUUGAACAAAAUAUUUGUAUGUUUUCAUAUUAAACUCACGCAAAACAAAUAUUUACCGUCGUUAAUUUGUAUAGAAUGUGUAGAAGAACUGAAUAUUACUUGGCAAUUUCGUGAAAAAUGUUUGACGUCCGAAGAAAAGUUUGCAGUAUUCACUAAAGAUCUUUUAGAAAGGUACAUCUUACCAGUAAAUGACAAUUUUAUAGUAAGAGAUGGAGAUGUAAGCAGCAUCAAUGAAGUUCUAAGAACACAACAGAGCCCUGAUAGAGCAGAUUUAGACAAAGAGAGUGAUAAAUCAGAAUCUGCAUUAAGCAAUACUGGUAAAAUAACGAAGAUUGAACUAAAUUGCACCAGCUGUAAUAAAACUCUUAAAUCUGAAGCAUCAUUAAUGAGGCAUCAAAUUUCUAUGCAUCAAAAAAGGAAGCAUUUAGGUACAGUGACGGGGUUUGGGCCUACUCGUCGUUAUCAUUGUACAAAAUGCCCAUAUGCUACACCCCACAGUCAGACUUUAAUUAAUCAUAUGAGGAGGCAUAACGGAGAACGUCCAUAUCAUUGUGACUGUGGAAAAAGUUUUACUCAAUCUUCUAGUUUAGCUGCACAUCGAAAGAUUCAUAGUACUGUCACAUAUUACACCUGUUCAGUAUGUGGUAAGCAAUUCAAACAUGCAUUUAGUUUGAAGACACACUUACAUGUCCAUGAAAUCGGUAAAUUUUCUUGUAACAUCUGUAAAAAAUUGCUUAAAUCAAAACCAUCAUAUCAAGCACAUAUGCAGAGACAUAACAACAUACAUAAUUAUAGUUGUGAAGACUGUGGAAGAACAUUUGUAACAUGUUCAGAAUUAAUAAAUCACAAGAAACAGCAUGAUGUGGUGAAAACAGUUGAGUGCCAACUAUGCGGAUAUAAAACACAUGCAAAGAAAAAUUUAGCUGUUCAUCUAAAACGACAUGCUGGGGAAAAGUCAUUUAAAUGUGAAUUAUGUAAUUUAUCAUUUUAUACAAAAGGCGAUCUUCAAAGACAUAAAAGAGUUCACACACGUGACAAACCAUUCCCAUGUUCGACUUGUGGUCAACGAUUCACUCAUAGCCCUAGUUUGAAUAAACACAUGCAAAGUGUUCAUGGUAUUGAGUACAAAUGGGCAGAUAUCAAGUGGAAAGAAUCAAGGAAGAUUAAACUAGUUGUGGUUACUGAAAAGAAAUAA